Daucus carota subsp. sativus is the source of this 2525-nucleotide messenger RNA. RefSeq names its product protein SCARECROW. NCBI's taxonomy places the organism in Eukaryota, Viridiplantae, Streptophyta, Magnoliopsida, Apiales, Apiaceae. Gene Ontology annotation, cellular component: nucleus. The coding region runs from base 153 to 2297 and encodes 714 amino acids. Gene Ontology annotation, molecular function: sequence-specific DNA binding; DNA-binding transcription factor activity. The record is from RefSeq and is a predicted model, not a curated record. The transcript has 2 exons. Gene Ontology annotation, biological process: bundle sheath cell fate specification; radial pattern formation; leaf development.
CAUAUGCAGUACCAAACGUACAUUGGCAUUCUGAACAGUAAAAACUUUUUGUUAAGGGAUGGAGCUGGGUUGGCGUGUAAAAGUUGAACGUCUUUUACACAUUUAAUCUUCUGUCAGCUUUUUCUUGGUCCCUUCAGUGCAGCAAUAAAUCAAUGGUGAGGAAGAGGCUAGCUUCCGAGAUGGAAGUUCAACCAGGCGAUGAAUGCCGCAACAGAUUUUCGGGCCGCCGAGCGACUAAUUUAAAUCCUCAAACCAUUGGUCUCCAUGCUGCAGGUGUAGUCGUGAAUAAUAUCAGCAAUGGUAAUUAUAAUAAUACCGGUUCUUCUAACCACCCACAAAUUCCCAACUACUCCACCACCACCGUAAUGUUCUCUUCCUCUGCUAUCAACACCAGCACUUGUAUAAUGGACGGAUCAUCUCAUCAAUCUGCUUCUCCAUCCGUUUGUGUUUUCUCGGGCCUGCCCUUAUUUCCGCCAGUGCUGCAGCAGCAGCAGCAACCGUUGUUAUCUUCUCCGCCCAUAGUCCCACUCAUAACGCCAACUACCACUACUAGUCCAAUUGGAACUCAAGUUGGUACAGAUAGCAAUUCUGAUAGCAGCGCUGCAAUGGCAUGGAUCGAUGGCAUCAUCAAAGAUCUUCUUCACAGCUCGUCCCCUGUCUCAAUACCCCAGCUUCUUCAAAAUGUUAAAGAAAUCAUUCACCCCUGCAAUCCUAGCCUGGCCUCACUACUUGAGAGUAGACUCCGCACUUUGACCACUACCACAACAAUGGAUCCAGACACUAUGAGAAAGGAAACAACAUCACCGGCUAUUAGAAAUUCCCAGUAUCCUCACUAUCAUCAUAAUCUUCAAAUUACUUCUAAAGUAACACCCCAAUUACAUCCAUCCUCAGCUGCACCUCCAACUGGUCUUGUGGACGUCGAUAACUUUGUUGCUGUUGCUGCUUCUGCUUCUGCUUCUGUCAACCAUUACAACAAUUGGGAACUUCCACAAACAGCAACUAGCAGUAACGAGGCCAUGCCUACUGCCCAUAUUCCUGUCAUGUUGUCAAACCAAAUUAAAAUGCACGAGGACUCGAUGCUGCCACCUCCUCCAGCAGCAGCCGAUGCAUCACAAGUUAUGGAUGAUGCGGCAGUUUUUAGGGAAAAGAGAAAAGAAGACAUACGACAGCUGAAGAGGGACGAAGAAGGUCUGUACCUGCUCAAACUACUCCUGCAGUGUGCGGAGGCCGUCUCUGCAGACAAUUUUGAGGAGGCCAGUACUAUGCUAUUGGAAAUUUCACAACUGUCCACACCUUUUGGAACGUCCGCUCAAAGGGUGGGCGCUUACUUCUCAGAGGCAAUGUCGGCCAGAUUAGUUAGCUCUUGCUUAGGAAUCUAUGCUUCUCUUCCCACAACAAUGGUGCCUCCUCAUGGCCAGAAAAUGGCUUCAGCAUUCCAGGUUUUUAACGGUAUCAGCCCCUUUGUUAAGUUCUCACACUUUACUGCAAACCAGGCCAUACAGGAAGCUUUUGAGAGGGAGGACAGGGUGCAUAUCAUAGACCUUGACAUCAUGCAAGGCCUCCAAUGGCCGGGACUCUUCCAUAUCUUGGCUUCUCGACCUGGAGGACCUCCUUCCGUUCGACUCACAGGUUUUGGCACUUGUAUGGAGGCUUUAGAAGCCACUGGUAAGCGCUUGUCGGACUUUGCUGAUAAGUUAGGGCUCCCAUUUGAGUUCUCCCCAGUUGCUGACAAAGUUGGGAAUCUAGAUCCUGAAAGAAUUAACGUGAGCAAAAAAGAGGCAGUUGCGGUUCACUGGUUACAGCAUUCACUCUACGAUGUCACAGGCUCUGAUGCAAACACGCUCUCGCUCUUGAAAAGAUUGGCCCCAAAAGUAGUAACCGUGGUAGAGCAAGACCUGAGUCACACAGCUGAUUCCUUCUUGGGAAGGUUUGUGGAGGCCAUACAUUACUUCUCUGCAUUAUUCGACUCGCUCGGAGCAAGCUAUGGGGAGGAAAGCGAGGAGAGGCAUGUGGUGGAGCAGCAGUUGCUAUCGAGGGAGAUAAAGAAUGUCCUAGCUGUGGGGGGGCCUUCAAGGAGUGGAGGUGGUGAGUUGAGAUUCAACUGGCGGGAGAAGCUUCAACAAUCUGGAUUCAAGGGAAUCUCUUUGGCUGGGAAUGCAGCCGCACAGGCCACUCUCUUGCUUGGGAUGUUCCCUUCUGAUGGUUACACCUUGGUCGAGGAUAAUGGCACUCUCAAACUUGGUUGGAAAGAUCUUUGCUUGCUCACAGCUUCUGCUUGGAAACCACUUUACAACUAAUUAGUAUCAUCCAGCUAGCUAGCUACGUCUUACAGCCAUUAUAAGUUGAUGACAUCAAUCGCAAUUUUCUUCUGUAUGUAGGUCACUUUUGUCUCUUUUAUCUGUUGUCAUGUCAUAUUCUUAGAAUGAAUAUUGAAAGGAUAAUUACCAUUGUCAUAGGGCACAAUAUAUCAAGUUGCUCACUCACUAUUAUAUGCUUUGAGAUGUACUGCCUUGCAUAAGAGAAAA